Mesorhabditis spiculigera is the source of this 1362-nucleotide messenger RNA. The record is from the annotation of a GenBank genome assembly. NCBI's taxonomy places the organism in Eukaryota, Metazoa, Nematoda, Chromadorea, Rhabditida, Rhabditidae.
AUGCUCUCGAGAAGCGGCGUCGGCACCAAGCCGACCGUCGACCAGAAAAGCCCAGCGGCGACGCCGCAGCCACGAUAUUUUACCACCGCCCACCACCAGCACGCCCAUUUGAGGAACUCGACCAACGACGUCACCGACCAAUAUGCCGAAAUCAAUCGUGAUACGAUAGGAAAGAGCCAUUUUACCCAAAAUCCGCCAUUUCAGCUGAAUCGUGAUACGAUAGAAACGAGCUAUUUUACCCAAAUCCCCCAAAAUCCGCCACUCCAGCGACGACCAACUACAGCAGAAAUACUUCAAGAACAAUUCAUCAAAGAAGAAGCAGCCAAGCCACCGACGGCAGAUCAACAGCAGCCCAAGAAAUGGAUCGACCAUCCGAUCGCCCCAUACGUCAUCAAACAAGAUCCAUGGACCGAGGAAGACUACGCAAGGCUCAUCAUCAAUCCGGAAUUCGACCAGCUUCGAGAAAUCACAUGGGCCGACGAAGAACGAUGGGAAAGCUGCUUACAACUCUACCGCAGAAAGACUCUCGCCAAGGAUAUUCCGCUCGCAACCCGCAUCACCAACUGCCGACAGAUGCACGGAGUCAUCGCUCACGACAACAACCAGGAAACAUCAUUCCCGAUCACAGGAAUCACUCGACUACCGGAUAUUGUCAAGUUCCGCCAGGAGGCCACGGACGUCAUCAGAUAUCACACCGAGAACCCAACUGCCGCGCCCGAAAUCAUCCAAGGAAACCUGAUUACCAGCCACAGCCCGACGAUCCUCAAGCCACCAUUCUCCGCGAACAUGCCGAUGCUCUACAGAGUGAUCAACACGAAAGGACCAGGAUCCAUGACGAUAGAAGCCAUGCACUUCGAACUAUUCUGGCAACGACCCGAACUCCGCUACCUGGCCCUGGACGCGCAAACGUCAUGGAAUCGCAGCAGCCAGACACGUGGAACCAUGCCCACGCAGACCAGCAUCGGCGACCUCGUAUGGGUCUACAACAUCACUCUUCCAUGGGAAUUAGUGAUGAAACGCCACAUCCAGAACGCUAUCGAAAGCACGAGAUACGACUACUGGACCACGACACAGGACGUCAUCCCAAUUCUCCAAGUCAAGGAAUUCGACCUCGUCACCCCGAGCACGCGUGCGCCCACUACUUGCAUCAUCCAGCAUAUUGACCCGGACUACAACAAUCCCUACAUCAAAUCGACGACAAUCCGCAUCCCGGGAGAAUACCGACCAUGCCUCGUCGGGAGAGACAUCAAUCGAAACCAGGACCAAUAUCAACUCGGAGCCGUCAUGGCAUGCACACCGCGCAACGAAGCACCCGCUUCCAUCUACCUCGUUUCAAUUCCACGCACGUCCGAAGAAGACGAC